Molecule: messenger RNA, 1716 nt
Organism: Cornus florida
Lineage: Eukaryota; Viridiplantae; Streptophyta; Magnoliopsida; Cornales; Cornaceae
Exons: 8
Coding region: 1-1716 (571 amino acids)
Source: RefSeq, a predicted model, not a curated record
AUGAUACUGAGGGGUGAAUUGGCAGAUUACCUUAGAACAAAGGAGUAUGUGAAGCCUUGGGAGGUCAACCCUCGAAGAGUCGAAGGUAAUCAAGUAAAGGUCAUCCAUGCAAUACAUAGAAGAUCGGAAGAUGAUCAGGAGUCAGAGGAGGUUUAUAGAUCUCGACUGAGAACAACCCAUAAGCUAAGGAGGCUAUCCUCAGUAAAUACUAUUGCUUCGGGAAGCAUCAACAUCGGGUUCGGUAAUGGAGAUCUAUCUAGAGUUCAACUUCCCCACGAAGAUCCGUUGGUUAUCAGUCUCCUCAUGGCGAAUUGCAUGAUUAAGAGGGUUUUUAUUGACCCAGGGAGUAGUGCCAACAUCAUCACAAAGGCGGUCUUUGAGCAGCUAGAGAUCCCAUCAUCAUUAAUUUGGCCUACCUCCAGCCCAUUACUGGGGUUCGAUGGCACAAAAAUGGAUCCCCUUGGGGUGAUUGACUUAUCCAUAACUGCGGCAAAGAGGACUCUGAAGGAAAACUUUGUCUUAACAGAGAUCCACCCUUCAUAUAAUCUUAUUAUGGGAAGAGAUGGGAAAGAGGUUAUAAACCUCAGGGGAGAUCAAGUAACUGCCAAAGAGUGCUAUAUGUUAACACAGAAAGAGGCAAAAAAGAAUCCUCUGCCCAGGUAUCUGAGAGUAGAGGAUGAGGCUGAAGCAGAAAAGCCUACCGAGGAGUCUCUGGAAGCUGUCGAGGUAAUCCUCGGCGAUCCUCAGAAAAUCACCUACAUGGAUGCAUUUGCUUGGGAGCAUUCAGACAUGGUGGGGAUCGAUCCUUCAGUCUCAUGCCAUAGCUUGAAGGUGGAUCCGGCAUAUAAACCAGUCCAGCAGAAGCACAGAAGGUUUGCCCCAGAGCGCAACCAAAUUAUAGCUGAAGAGUUAAAUCCUUCGAAUUGUUCCUUCGUAGUUUCUUCAGGACAGUUCCUCGGCCAUAUUGUGAACAAAAGGGGAAUUGAGUGCAAACCAUUUUUUGAUACAAUAAGGUCCAAAAACAAAGACAUAUGGGGGCCACAACAGCAAGAUGCUUUCAAUCAACUGAAACGUUACAUGGCGAAACCCCCAAUUCUGUCAGAUCUGAAGCCUAGUGAGACUAUUGUCUUGUACUUACCCAUCUCCAGCAUAGCCACAAGUGCAGUAUUGAUCAGAGAAGAAGGUAAGAGUCAGUAUCCAAUUUUUUACACUAGCAAGACAAUGACAGAUACAGAAACGCGGUACAACAAAGCCGAGAAGAUCAUACUAGCAUUAGUAUACGCAAAAAGGAAACUUCGACACUACUUUGAGUCACACAACAUCAAAGUUCUUACCAACUACCCCAUGCGAGUCAUUCUUUCUAAACCGGAUUUGUCCGGAAGAAUAACUAAAUGGGCGAUCGAGCUUAGUUCCUUUGACAUAUCCUACGAACCGAAGGUGUCGUACAAAGGGCAAGCGUUAUCUGAUUUCCUUUUGGAGUAUGAAGAUAAGCCCGAGGAGCCAGGCCUUUUUGAACCACAAUGGGAGCUUCGGGCGGAAUAUGAAGCCCUGCUUACAGGACUCUGGUUAGCAAACCAGCUUCAGGUAAUAGGCCAGUACCAGCCUAAGGAGGAUAGAAUAAAGGCUUACAGAGAAGCUGUGGAAAUUGCCUCACGAGGGUUCGAUCAGAUCAAUUUUCAUCAAAUACCUCACGAAGAGAAUUCUGAAGCAGAUUAG